AUGCCACCGAAACCGAGCGCAACUCCCAAGCCAUCUGCAUCUACAAAUGCCUUCUCGUCUCUCUGGAAGGCGUACCAGGACGAGACGCCAGCAAGACUAAAGCUCAUCGACGCCUUUCUCGUGUUUCUCAUGCUCAGCGGCAUCAUUCAAUUCGUAUAUUGCGUCCUAAUCUCGAGCUUUCCCUUCAACGCAUUUCUCGCUGGAUUUGCCAGCUGUGUGGGCCAAUUCGUGCUGACUGCAAGCUUGCGAUCACAAGUUAAUCCUCUGAAUCAACAAGAGUUUAAAGACGUGUCUCCGGAACGAGCGUUUGCAGACUUCGCACUCGGAUCUAUCGUACUUCACUUUUUCGUAUUCAACUUUCUCGGUUGA
Serendipita indica DSM 11827 is the source of this 369-nucleotide messenger RNA. NCBI's taxonomy places the organism in Eukaryota, Fungi, Basidiomycota, Agaricomycetes, Sebacinales, Serendipitaceae. The record is from the annotation of a GenBank genome assembly.